Cyprinus carpio (common carp) is the source of this 5773-nucleotide messenger RNA. Its product is annotated as semaphorin-3C-like. The record is from RefSeq and is a predicted model, not a curated record. Gene Ontology annotation, biological process: neural crest cell migration; negative chemotaxis; axon guidance. Gene Ontology annotation, molecular function: semaphorin receptor binding; chemorepellent activity. Lineage: Eukaryota; Metazoa; Chordata; Actinopteri; Cypriniformes; Cyprinidae.
UGUAAUAAGAAUCCAGUCCACCCUUCUCUCUCUCAAUCUUCUCAACCACUCUCUUCCCUGUCCCGCAGUCAGCCGGUCGGAAUAACACCUCUCUUCACUCGCUGGGGAAGUCCACGCAACACUGUAUUUCUACACUCACCCACUCCCUGCUCGGUACUCAGGACAGCACAGCUGGGAAGCCUCAGAAGGUGGGCUGGUCUGGGUGUCUCCUCAGCAGUCAUGGGGAGGUCAGGAGCGCAUUGGGUUUGGUUGCUUGGGACGAGCAUGCAGUUGUUACUUCCCCUCGUCCUCUGUGUCACCUGCAUCCAUGGUCUUUUUCCACCACAGCCACGGGUCUUCCUGUCAUUUCAAGAAUUACAGAAAACCCAGUCCUUUGAGCACUACACGUUGUCUGAGAAGGCCAUGGACUAUAGGAUCCUCUUCAUGGACGAAGAUCAAGACCGUAUGUACGUGGGCUGCAAAGACCAUGUACUCUCAAUGGACAUCAACAAGAUCAGCCAGACCCCGCUGAAGAUCUUCUGGCCGGCAUCCACUAGUAAGGUCGAGGAGUGUCAGAUGGCUGGCAAAGACCCCACACAUGGAUGUGGAAACUUCUUACGAGUGAUUCAGCCUUAUAACAGGACUCAUCUGUUCAUCUGCGGCAGUGGAGCCUACAGCCCAGUGUGUGCAUAUGUUAACCGUGGCAGGCGUCCUGAGGAGCAAGUCUUCCAAAUCUCUUCCCGAGCAGAAUCAGGGAAAGGAAGAUGCUCGUUUAACCCACAAGUCAACACCGUCUCAGUCAUGCUCAAUCAGGAGCUGUUCUCUGGCAUGUACAUUGACUUCAUGGGGACAGACGCGGCAAUCUUCAGGAGCCUGACCACAAGGAACGCAGUGAGGACGGACCAACAUAACUCCAAAUGGCUGAGCGAGCCAGUGUUCAUCGAUGCACACUUGAUUCCUGAUGGCUCAGACCCAAACGACGCCAAACUUUACUUCUUCCUGCGUGAGAGACUGACAGACAGUAGUGGAAACACUAAGAACAUCCACGCUAUGGUGGCUCGAGUCUGCCCUAAUGACACUGGUGGUCAACGCAGUCUGGUGAACAAGUGGACCACAUUUCUGAAGGCUCGGCUGGUAUGUUCGGUUCUAGAGGAGGACGGUACAGAGACCCACUUUGACGAGCUCGAGAAUGUGUUUUUAUUGGAGACGGACCACCCAAAGGGCCUCCUCAUCUUUGGAGUUUUCACCUCUACAAGUUCUGUGUUCAGAGGUUCUGCUGUCUGUGUGUACAACAUGGCCGACAUCCUGACGGUCUUCAACGGACCGUUCGCGCACAGGGAAGGACCCAACUUCCAGUGGGUGGCUUUCCAGGGCCGCAUCCCAUACCCACGACCGGGAACUUGUCCUGGUGGCGCGUUCACCCCUCAUACCCAGAGCACUAAAGAGUUUCCAGAUGAUGUGGUGACGUUCGUGAGGAAUCACCCCGUCAUGUUUAACCCCAUCUACCCGGUCGGCAGGAAACCUCUGGUGGUGCGGACACACGCCGAUUAUAAAUACACCUCUAUAGCUGUGGACCAGGUCACUGCUGUGGACGGACACUACCAGGUUCUAUUCCUGGGCACAGAUAAAGGCACGGUACAGAAGGUCGUGGUUCUGCCGUCAAACGGCUCUCUGGAUGAGGAUCUAAUCCUGGAGGAGCUGGAAGUGUUUAAGAAGCAAUCUCCUAUCACCAACCUAAAAAUCUCAUCUAAAAAGCAACAGCUGUAUGUUAGCUCUGAGCACGGAGUUUCCCAGGUGUCUUUGCACCGCUGCAUGGCAUACGGCUCUGCCUGUGCAGAUUGCUGUUUAGCGCGGGACCCGUACUGCGCUUGGGAUGGGCUCAGCUGUUCUCGAUUCUACCCUACUGGCAAGAGGAGAAGCAGAAGGCAGGAUAUUAUGCAUGGGAAUCCACUAACUCAGUGCAGAGGGUUCAAUCUGAAAGCCUACAGGAAUGCAGUGGAGAUGACUCAGUAUGGAGUCAAAAACAACACCACCUUCCUGGAGUGUCAGCCCAAAUCUCCACAGGCCUCAGUUAAAUGGCUGAUUCAGAGAGACAACGAUCGCAGGAAAGAGGUGAAGCUGAGCGAUCGUGUGUUGUCCACCAAUCACGGCUUGCUCAUCCGUUCAGUGCAUUCCUCAGAUCAGGGUGUGUAUUACUGCCUGGCCACAGAGAAUGGCUUCAAGCGCACACUUGCUAAAAUCCGUCUCCAGAUUCUGAGCGAAGCUCUGGUCAGCGCUCUGAGCAAUAAACAUUCUCCCUGGGGCUGGGCAGCCUCACUGCACCCUAAAGCCCUGGUGUCAGCCUUCAGCCCGGCCGAGACGUUGGCCAUGCACCAAUACUGCAAAGAACGCAAACAGAUGCAGAGUCUGCAGAACAUACAGAACCCCAUGAGAGGUGAUCUGGGCAAACUCAAACCCUUGCUGGACCACAGGAAGAGCAGGAACCGCCGAAACCACUUACAAGAGGAAUAGAGUUGAAACAUGAACAAAGGAAAUGGAUGGAGAGAUGACGAAAAGGAAAAAAGACAUGCAUCAGGAGAGAACUCGAGUGGAAAAUAAAGGAGGAGAACGCUUGAGAAGAUUCCCCUGUUAUGAACCUCAGUUGUGGUUCUUCAAGAUCAAAGCAUCUCAGGUGCUUCCUGUACAGCAGUCUUAUAUACACAAACACCCAGAGCAGAGGACUCUGAGACAUCCUCACACACAGCCAAUUUGUUUCAAGCAGCAUAAUACAAAAUGCCAUAUGUCAUAUCUGGUAGUAUUGUUAUCAAUUUAUAUGAAUGUGGCAUUUCAGAACAAACCAUCAAGUAAUACAAAAUCCUUCAAGACCCAAUGAAAUGGCUUGAUGGAACCGUUUUUUUUUUUCCUGUGUUGAUGUAUUUCCUAUUGAAACAGGCAUUUGGGGCGGGGCAUAUGGAGGGGCUUGUCCUUUUUUAACAGCCUUUAGUUUACAUUACAGCCAUGAACAUUUAUUUCUGCUUGCUAAUGCUAUUUGAUUAUUACCAAAUGGGACAGUAUCAUUCUAGAGCGCAUUUCAAGAGACACGUACACACACACAAAAAAAUGUUUACUCAUCAAUAUUUUGGGUUGUUUACUGAAAGAGAAAAGACUGUAAAUUGCAAAUGUACUAUCUGUAAAUCUGCUAAAGGUUUGUUGAAUUUUAGGACUACAUUUGCAUUAGCCUUAGCCUCAAAGCUAACAGACAUGGACAAAAAAAUCCACAGAAAUUUUGUUUUCUAGUUCAUAUCAGAUUCAAUCUUAUUAGAUAUGGAUCUUGAGAGUAUUCUGUUAACUUAUAGACGUAAAGUUGAAUUAGCUUCUAAACUAUUGAUUUCUUCUACAUUUUCUUUAAUAUCCCUGCAGAACAUUGUGAUUAGAAGUAUAUUCUAGCGAUCCAAGUUUAAUAUACAUGCCAUGUUUAGGGCAAUACAUUUUGGAAAAUUUCCAUAAAAUGGAACAAAUUUAUCUAUUCUACUACCUACAGCUCUUCAGUACCCAUAACUGAACUACAAGGCUACAUUAAAUAUUAAUAGUAGUCUUCUAAAGUCAGUCAAUGGCCUCCCUACAUUGAGAUCAUAAUUUUUGGUUUAGAGCUCAUCUCAGGCUUGUAAAAGUUUGUUUUCUAGUAAAUUAAUUGUUUAUGGUCACUGAACAGAUCAUGAUAAUAUUACUUGGAGACAAAAACAUGACACAUACAGCAAAGUACAUCAUCCCAGCUGCACCACAGAUGUUCAUAUGGGAAGUGAGAGGGAGAGAAGAUGGUUUGGAGACGUUUCAAACUGUAUCAGACAGGUGGCUCUCUCAGCCCAUAAUACUGUAAAGAGUGUUGUAUUUUUGCCAUGUGUUGUGCUUUGGGAAACACCAUUAAUCCAAAACACUUGCAAUUUUUUCCUUAGAAAUAUGACUGGUUCGUCAUCAUUUACUCACCCUCAUGGCCUUCCAAAAAACGUCGGACCUUGAAUAUAAUGCACAUGUCGUAUGGACCACUUUUAUGAAACAUUUUUGUCCUUUAAGCAGCUUGACAGUAAGUGGUCAUGUUUUCAGUAUAUGGAAAAGAGCAGCAUGAUCAUUCUGCAAAAUAUCUCCUUUUGUAUUCCUGAAAGAAAGAAUGACAUGAGGGUAAAUUUUCUCGGGUGAACUAUUGGAAUGUUGAUUGUAUGUGCACGUUUUCUUCUUUUACUAACAUGGUAUCCAAAUUAUUUUUCAACACAGAAGUUAGCUGUUUUCUGUGAAUGUGCAGAGCUUCUGUUUCAUAAGCCUAAAUGGAAAAUUAAAACAAAAAUGCAGUAAACAGUAAAACUAUUUGUGCUAUAAACUACUGUGUUUAUAAUUACAACAAUACAUUCAAAUAUUGCAUAUAACAAUGGAAGCCAUGCACAUUCAAGUUACAAAUGGCUGUAUCCGAUCUUAUGUUAAAAAUAAGGUGAAUACUGAACCAGUAUGAAAUCAGUUUAAAGUAGAUAUUUUGUAAAGUAGAUUUACAUAAGCCCCAGAAAUACCGCAGUGUUAAAAUCACAUAAGGGUAGGCCCAAAAAGGCAUGUGAUCAUGCAUAUUUUAUCAUUGUUAUACAGGCACAUGUUUGAUGUUGGAAAUGAAUGUCAUGUUAAUGUUUUGUGGUUUUGCUCAGUGUGCACAGCUGUAAUGUGAUUGUCACUCAUUUUAGAUGAUGUAUAGCAUUGUACAGCCUCCAGGUUUGGAUUACUCGAUGUCUGUGUAACUUAUCUCUUUUUGUAUUUUGAGUAUCUGUAAAUAAUGAAAAAGUUCAGCUCUAAAAACAAAUGAGAAAUCCAGUCACUUAAAUUUUGCAAUAGAUUUCUCUAUGGCUAUUAGAAUAAUUUCAUUCAGAUUUGUAGUUUUCUCUCUGAAAUGCCCGAAUUGAAUUUUGUUUAAUGCCAAAUUUCAGAUGUUUUUGACUGAAUCUGCACUUUGCAGAUGUUUCAUGUUCACCUUUUUUUUCUGUGGCAUUUUGUGCCCUCUUCAAAGGGCAUUUGGAGUAACAAUAUGUUUUAAUAUAACAGGCUACUACAGCGAAUAUGCUGUAUUCCCUGUGAAUGUUAAUGAUAUUUUUAUUUUAUUAUGUCUUGAUUUGUGUAUUCCUAUUUAUUAAUGAUAUAAGCCUGAACAACUGCAUUAAACAACUUUAAUCUAUCCCAUGUGUUACAGACUCUUUAUAAAAGAAGAAUUUGAGAAUUUAUUCAUAUCUGUAGUCCUUUAAUAUUAAUCCGAUUAAACUAAUAAAGAGUCAAGUUAUGAAGACAGCAACAUUACACAUGAACCAUAAUGAAAACCACGCCGCAGCAGAGUUUGAAUGCAUAAUAUGGUUACGACAGUGACAAUUUUACUCGAUUUUCAGGACUCACAGCCGCGUUUUCUGUUAAUAUGUGUUAACGCAACCUACUGGCCAGUUAUAGUUAUCUAUCACGUUAACACGAUGCAAACACAACGUCUUCUGUUUGAUGUGUAUUUUCAUGUGUGGUUUGGAUAAAUUACAGAGAAGCAGAAACGAUAUGUCAUCUGAAGAUUUUAGAUCCAGUCUUCCAAAGAAGCUUGAGUCAGUUUUACGGUCAGCUUCAAACUGUUAUAAAAGCUGCUGUCUGUUAAUCAGUCUGAUAAAUUGACUGAUGAAUUCGCGCCUACAUGCUACAUGUGAUAUUCUCAGUUAUCGCGAGAAUAGAAAGUUGUUUAAAAACAAACAAUCAAACAAAAAAAAAAAAAAACAGUGAGUUGCCAAUCCCAAACCAACCAAACAAAAAAACA